UUGAAUGUGAUAAACGAACGCUUCUAAGCGAGUCAGCUGAAAAAAAGCUUGCAUUUAAUACAUCGAAACAUUUUAAUCCUGAAAAGAUAAUUACUUUCUUGAAGUUGUGACCAAAAUGCCCGUGGACCAGAUUCAAUACUCCGAAAGAUAUAAUGAUGACGUAUAUGAAUAUAGACAUGUCAUCUUACCACCGGACAUCGCUCGGCUAGUGCCCAAGUCCCAUCUAAUGACGGAGACAGAAUGGCGGAACCUUGGAGUGCAGCAGUCCCCUGGCUGGCUCCAUUUCAUGGUCCACAACCCGGAGCCCCAUGUCCUGCUGUUCCGGAGACCACGGAUGGACAUUCAGCCGCCGGUCAACGGGUUAGAUAGUAAUACAAGCUCGACUGUCAAAGUAUAGAUGUAGAAGGUGGGUAUUUUGUUUAGACUUUGAAAUUGGUUUGAGAUAUUAAUAUAGAUGAGAAGAGAGGAGACAUGAGGGAAUGUUGUUGGUUAAUUCCUGCAUGUCUCCUCUCAUCUACCCCCCAGAGGAAAGGCAGGCAGUCCGCAUCAAAUAGAUUGUGGCAGCCAAAGUGGGCAAAGAUAUUGUUACCUUUGUUACCAUAGGAAUGAUGGAAUGAUGGAAGGAAUGACCCACAUAUUUGACCACUUUGGCAACCACAAUUUAUUUGAUACUGCCUGUACAUGGUCAAUUUUAUGUUAAACUUAUUAUUUGAAAGUCUAAACAAAGCAUUACACCAAUUAAUUUUAUCAUCCUUGGAAUUAGUAAUAUCAUUAGUAUAGCAAACAUUUUAAAUCAACUAGGUAAUCAUUGAGGUCGAAUGUAUUUAGAGUUUUAUCAAUUGAUAAUAACUUUGGCUAUGUGCAAAAAUACUGAGAAUAUGUAUAAUCUAAGCCACGGUUCUCCAAAUUACGGCCCGCAGGCGGAAACGUGCAUGCAAGUCUGCACUUAACCCUUUGAACGCCACGCCUAUUGUUCGCGGUAUUGUGUGCCUAGCGUGCGUCAUCGUAAACCUCGCCGGAAUGCAUGAAGGUUGAUAUUGGGGCUGUAGCCAUGCGUGUCAGUUGACGUCUUUGGCAGUCGGUCGUCAGAUUGGCUUGGUUUAUCCCAAGGCCAUCUUAAAGAAAGUGGAGUGGAGGCUGGUGAAAGUGGUGGUGGCUGGAAAGUGGUCCCUUGUCAGAAAAUUUGGAAACCUAGGCCUUCCUUCCUUGUGUACAAAAUAUUGUACAUAUUUCAAUUUUUAUAUUUUAAUUGGAUAUACAGUUAGAACUUGAGAAUUUCUUAUUGAUUUAUAAAUAAUAUUCUAAUUCCAAGGAUUAUUUGUUAUGAUUCAUUUCCUAAUACUUAUUGUAUGAAAUAUUUAAACAUGUUAAACGACUGAAUAUUGUAGCUACGUGGAGUUUAUGUAAUAGUUGAUAGAUAAUUCGUGUUUUUAUCUAAAAUAUUAUUGAUUCAGUCUUAUGGAUGGUUGUAUAUUAAGAUUUUAAAAAUAUAAUACUAAUUUGAUUUUUAAUGUCCCCGACUUGUAUAUGAGGGACUUGUAUAGCCAUUGGAAUUUAAAUGAAACUGGUAUUAUACUUUAAAUAUCUUAAUAUGUUUUAUUUAUGUAGCAUUUAUAACAUUGAAUUCUAUUGAUAAUAUUGAUAUUCUAAAAUAUAUGUAUUUAUUACUAAUAGUUUGGAUUAUAGGCUUUCUAUAUAUUAUGCAUCAAUGCAUGGUUGGCUAUGUGCGUGAUUGUGCGCCCGCGUGACGCCUACGGACCACAUUAGUACCUAAUUUUACAGUGGACGUAUGAGUAUAUUCUGAAAAGUUCAGAAUGUCGGGUAAUUACAAAAAUGGACUCUAUGCGAUAGAAUUAUGGGUGAUUUUCGGAAUUAGCCGAAUACACCUUACUUCAAAUAGUAUAGAAAGUUCCCUAUUUUGCCACUAAGUGCGCUGUUGUAGCUUUUACUUCCCCAAUUGCACAAUAAACUUAAUUCGUCUUACAUCCAACGUGAACGCUAAAAUAGCAACCUAAUUGCAUCUACAUAAGGUUUGUUUUAGCAUAACUGUGUUUACGUUUUAGUUUACAUAGAAAACUUGCAUUUAAAUGCAAGUUUAAGUAUAGCAAACUUUCUUCCAUUUUUUUUAUUGUAAUAUUUGUGGAAUGCGUGCCUUAUGAAUUGUUUUUGAUUCUUGUGAUGUGACAGAAAUAACUAAUUUAGGUUAUCCAUGUUGUUCCUUAAUGCCUUAAUAGAUGUACUAUGUACCUAUUUUAUUGUUAAUAAAUACGAUUAAAUUACUUUAAAUCUUA
Molecule: messenger RNA, 2291 nt
Organism: Cydia splendana
Lineage: Eukaryota; Metazoa; Arthropoda; Insecta; Lepidoptera; Tortricidae
Gene: Cks85A
Product: cyclin-dependent kinases regulatory subunit
Exons: 2
Coding region: 116-397 (93 amino acids)
Biological process (GO): regulation of mitotic cell cycle
Cellular component (GO): SCF ubiquitin ligase complex; cyclin-dependent protein kinase holoenzyme complex
Molecular function (GO): protein kinase binding; histone binding; cyclin-dependent protein serine/threonine kinase activator activity
Source: RefSeq, a predicted model, not a curated record